Messenger RNA from Salvia hispanica, 1396 nucleotides. Its product is annotated as 3'(2'),5'-bisphosphate nucleotidase 1-like. The record is from RefSeq and is a predicted model, not a curated record. Gene Ontology annotation, molecular function: 3'(2'),5'-bisphosphate nucleotidase activity. Lineage: Eukaryota; Viridiplantae; Streptophyta; Magnoliopsida; Lamiales; Lamiaceae. Gene Ontology annotation, biological process: sulfate assimilation; phosphatidylinositol phosphate biosynthetic process.
AGAUGAAUACAUCAUUUGGGCAAAGUAGUGCGGUAUUGUCAAUUAAGAGAGGAGCAGUCGUACAUAUAAACUCGAGAACAGGAACACACCUCCACACCAAAUCAAAAUUCCCCUUUCUCUUGUCACUCUCCUUCUCUACUACUACUCCGCGCGCAGCAAGAGCCACUGCUUCAAUGUCUCACCACAAACAGCUAGCCGCCGCCAAGAAAGCGGCAUCUGUAGCUGCUCGUUUGUGCCAGAAGGUGCAAACGGCUUUGCUGCAAUCCGAUGUCCAAUCGAAAUCUGACAAAAGUCCUGUCACCGUGGCUGAUUAUGGUUCACAGGCUAUUGUUAGCUUAAUUUUGGAGAAAGAGUUGACAGCUAUUCCAUUAUCAUUAGUAGCUGAAGAGGACUCUGGAGACCUUAGGAAAGAAGAAUCUAGAGAAACACUGCAUCGCAUAACAGAGCUUGUCAAUGAUACAUUUGCUAGUGAUGGAACUAUCAACAUAUCAACUGUCUCUGAGGAAGACGUGCUCAAAGCCAUUGACACUGGAAAAUCUGAAGGGGGGCCUCAUGGUCAGCAUUGGGUUCUGGAUCCAAUUGAUGGCACUAAAGGAUUCGUAAGGGGCCAACAAUAUGCUAUCGCAUUAGCCUUAUUAGAUGAAGGAAAAGUUGUGCUGGGAGUUCUAGCAUGUCCCAAUCUACCAUUAUCAUCUAUUGCAAAAAGUGAUUUCAGCAGUUCUGAAGAUAAAGUUGGUUGUCUCUUUUUUGCCGAAGUUGGUGGUGGAACUUACAUGCAAAGUUUAGAUGGCUCCCCACCAACAAAGGUGCAUGUCAGUACUAAUGAAAACCCAGAAGAAGCAUCCUUCUUUGAAUCUUAUGAAGCUGCACAUUCUUCCCACGACUUAUCUAGCUUGAUAGCAUCGAAACUUGGUGUUAAAGCACCACCUGUUAGGAUAGAUAGCCAAGCAAAAUAUGGUGCUUUGUCUAGAGGAGAUGGAUCAAUAUAUCUGCGGUUCCCUCGCAGAGGUUAUGUUGAGAAGAUAUGGGAUCAUGCAGCUGGAUACAUAGUUGUUGCAGAAGCUGGAGGUGUAGUCAAUGAUGCUGGUGGGAAACCUCUGGACUUCUCAAAGGGAAGAUAUCUUGAUCUGGACACAGGAAUAGUUGUUACGAACCAAAAAUUGAUGCCGGCUCUCUUGAAGGCUGUCCAGGAGUCCAUCAGUGAGAAAGCCUCGUCCCUGUGAUUCACAGACUCGACAUCUAUAGAGUUGAGCUCAAUAAAUGUAGCAGCAGGAAGAUAUGUUUUCUUCCUUAAUCCAGUGAGAGAAAAUCUAGAACAGGCCACUAACAUGGUGUUAUACAUUCUUUAAUUUGUGCAUGCACUAAAAUCUAAAAAUUUCAUUUUUAUUUAUUUUCA